UUGAUUCUCUCUCAUUCAAUUAUUUUAGUCACAGUAGUGAUGCCCUAGCUUCAUUUUAUCACAUGCUUCAUAUGAACCCACUGCCUUGUAUAGGAAAAUUUAAUGAACUCCUCAAUGCACUUGUUGGAAUGAAACAUUUUGAGGCUGUAGUUUCUUUGGCGAAACUGAUCGAGUUUAAUCGAAUUCGAUAUGAUAAUUAUACGUUCAAUAUUUUGAUUAAUUGCUUCUGCAAUUUGUAUUGUGUCGAUUACGGGUUCUCUAUGUUAGGCAAAGUAAUUAAACUUGGAUAUGAGCUUGAUGUUAUUAUGUUUACUACUUUGAUGACUAGUCUUUGUAGAGAAGGUAAGAUUGCUCAAGCCGUUGAAUUGUUGGAUCGAAUAGUAGAUGAGGGUUAUCAACCGAAUGUUUAUACGUAUAGUGUAAUUAUCAAUGGUCUUUGUAAAUUUAGAAAAAUGGCCGAGGCCACUAGUUUGUUCAAGAAAAUGGCUGAAAACGGCUGUGAGCCUAAUGUUGUAGCGUACACCACUAUCAUCGACAGCCUUUUGUAAAAAUGGUUUUAUUUCUGAGGCAUUAGACUUGUUCUCGGAGAUGAGGAGAAAGGGAAUAUUGCCUGAUGCUUUCACUUACAACUCUUUAAUUCAUGGUAUUUACAGUGCAGACCGAUGGAUGAAGCUUCGUCUUUACUUGAUGAAAUGCUGAAUAGGGACAUCGCCCUAGAUAUAGUUACAUUCAAUGUAUUAGUAGGUGUACAUUCUAAGAAAGGAAUGGUUUCAGAGGCUCAUAGUUUAGUUGAAUUGAUGAUUGAGAGGGGAAUAGAUCCUAACGUCGUCACCUAUAAUUCAUUGUUAAAUGCAUACUCUUUGCGGAACCAAAUAAGUGAAGCUACAAAUGUAUUUGAUAUAAUGGUAACUAAAGGUUGUAUACCUGAUGUUUAUACUUAUACUAUAUUGAUAAAGUUGUAUUGUAAGAGCAAAAGGAUAGUUGAGGCAAAACAAUUUUUUGACGAAAUGCGUUAUAAAGGUAUACUGCCUAAUGUUGUUACUUGUAGUUCUCUUCUACAAGGAAUUUGUCAAGUUGAGGGUCCUCGGGCUGCCCGAGCUUUUUUCAAGAAGUUAGAUGCUAGUAACUGUCCUCUAAAUAUUGUGAGUUACUCAAUUUUGUUGGAUGGCUUCUGCAGACAUGGGCUUCUUGAUGCGGCCAUGAAUGUGUUUUAUGAAAUGAAAAAAAGUACGUCGAAGCCUGGUUGUUGUACCUAUAAUAUCUUAAGUAAUGGCAUGUGCAAGGCCGGUAAGCUUAAAGGUGCAAUGGAAUUGUUUUCAGAACUUUCUAUUGAAGGAAUGCAGCCUAAUGUGCGAUCAUAUACUAUACUAGUCAAGGGUCUUUGCAAAGGAGGUUUACUAGAUGAGGCACACCAGGUCUUUAGAAUGAUGGAAAAAGAAGGACAGUUACCGGACAAUUGCUCUUACAAUGUAAUUAUUCGGGGAUUUCUCCGGCACAAGAAUCUGUCAAGGGCAACAGAACUUAUUCAUGAAAUGUUUGAUAAAGGGUUGUUUCUUUUGUGGACGAUUAAUGUGCCGAUUUUGAUGGCAACUUGUCUUGAUACUGGAGGACCAGUGAAACCUUCCCUUUAUGUUUCAAAAAGUUCCAAACCACGGGAACAACUGCCAUCGGGUACGAUAUCCGUUGGUGUUAAGGGUAAUUUUUCUAAAAGCAAGGCAAAGUUGUUUGGUUGUUUAGUGGCAAAGAUAAUCCGAGGAAAACGAGCCAUCGGUGGAAGAUGCUCUAAAUCAGCAGAUUAAAAAAACAAGAAUUUUAUGAUGGGGGCAGUGUGAAAAAUCCACCUCGUGAUGGCAGCGGCAGCGGUUGGGAUGGCUCUGGAGGAUCUGAAGAUGGAUGACUUGCACGAAUUAUGGAUGAAACUCUUCAAGUAGUCUUAGCUACCAUCGAAGCCAUCUUUCUGUGCAGUUUUUGAUAGAUAAUGCUAAAAACAGAACUUAUGACACACAUACAGAAAGAGGAUAGACCUACCAAAGGAAUUGCAAUUGCAAAGAAGAUUAAGACCGCCGGUGUAAUAAUAUUACGGGUAUUCAAUUGCAAGAACAUGAGUGCCGAGUUGCAGUUGAAGAUGUUACGUAAUUUUGUGAGAUUAGAGCUCCUUUGCUUUAUAGAUGCAUCUAAAGCUUAAUUCGUUAAGUUGAAAUUCCAUCAAUUUUGCACUUAAGUUGAUGACUCUAAGAAUAGUUUUCUGUGGAAUUUUUUGCUUUACACUCUUCUCCGGUAAAAACUGAGCGUUCUGUUUACAUAAGAAGGAUAUGCAAUCUGUUUAGUCUGGUCUUGGGGUUUUGAAGCUAUGUAAAUGGUGUUCUGAUGCUAGAACUAUGCAGAAGUUUGCAAAUCUGACUAGUUUACUUUGCUGUGAACUGGUAUUUCAAAUCAUGCUAAUUUUGAGUUAACAAA
Mercurialis annua (annual mercury) is the source of this 2457-nucleotide messenger RNA. Its product is annotated as pentatricopeptide repeat-containing protein At1g63080, mitochondrial-like. The transcript has 5 exons. Gene Ontology annotation, molecular function: protein binding. NCBI's taxonomy places the organism in Eukaryota, Viridiplantae, Streptophyta, Magnoliopsida, Malpighiales, Euphorbiaceae. The record is from RefSeq and is a predicted model, not a curated record. Bases 663 to 1799 code for a protein of 378 amino acids.